Mus musculus (house mouse) is the source of this 2804-nucleotide messenger RNA. It is a transcript of the gene Ap1ar, whose product is annotated as adaptor-related protein complex 1 associated regulatory protein. Gene Ontology annotation, cellular component: cytosol; Golgi apparatus; transport vesicle. Gene Ontology annotation, biological process: negative regulation of substrate adhesion-dependent cell spreading; regulation of Arp2/3 complex-mediated actin nucleation; Golgi to endosome transport. Bases 208 to 1320 code for a protein of 370 amino acids. The record is from RefSeq and is a predicted model, not a curated record. Gene Ontology annotation, molecular function: AP-1 adaptor complex binding; kinesin binding. The transcript is spliced from 12 exons. NCBI's taxonomy places the organism in Eukaryota, Metazoa, Chordata, Mammalia, Rodentia, Muridae.
GCGUGGCGGCGCGGGCCUCCCGCGGCUGCCGGGGCGGUGACGGGCGCGGGCGGCCGGGCGGGUGGCGAGCGGGCCAUGCGGACGGCUGGAGACCCGGGACCCCACGGCCCUGCGCUCGUCCCUCGCGCCGCGGUAGCCCGGAGCCCGCGGGCCUAGCGGCGGCCUUUGUUCCCGGCGUCGCCGUCUGCCGAGCUCCGGCCGGCGCGGAUGCAGCUGCUCCGCCUGGGCUCGCGCUCGGGGCAGGAGGAGGAGCGGCGGCUCCGGGCGGCAUGCGAUGGGGAACUGCUGCUGGACGCAAUGCUUCGGGCUGCUCCGCCGGGAAGCGGGUCGGCUGCAGCGAGCGGGCGGAGGCUGUUGUGCAUUGUGAUCCAAAAUCAUGUUAUUCCAAGUACUUCUAACUUAGGGAAGGAAGAAAAUGAAGACUCACAUAAGAAAAGAGGUCACAUUUCACUCUCCAACAAGAAAAUGAGUGAUGCCAGCUGCUGCACACAAUGUGAAAGAUCAAAGUAUUUUAGGACAUGCCCAAGAGGAGAGCACUUGACCAUAGAGUUUGAGAACCUCGUGGAGAGUGAUGAGGGGGAGAGCCCAGGAAGCAGCCAUAGGCCACUCACUGAAGACGAAAUCGCUGACUUACAGGAGCGGCAUUAUGAUUCUAUUGCAGAAAAGCAGAAAGAUGUGGAUAGGAAAAUCCAGAGGCAGUUAGCCUUACAAGAGGAGAAGUUAAGACUAGAAGAGGAGGCUUUAUACGCUGCCCAGCGUGAAGCAGCCAGGGCAGCAAGGCAGCGGAAGCUCCUGGAGCAAGAAAAGCAGAGAGUUGCUCAGCACUAUCAUUGCAGCAGUGGAGACUAUCAAAGUGCAGGACCAGAGGACGACUUUGAAUCUUCCUUAAGAAACAUAAAGUCACAGUAUGAAGUGUUUCGGAGCAGUAGACUCUCCUCUGACGCCACAGUGCUGACACCAAACACCGAGAGCAGCUGUGACCUGAUGACCAAAACCAAAUCAACGAGUGGAAAUGACGACAGCACCUCCUUAGACCUAGAGUGGGAAGAUGAAGAAGGAAUGAACAGGAUGCUGCCCAUGAGGGAGCGCUCCAAGACAGAGGAAGACAUCCUGCGGGCAGCACUGAAGUACAGCAGCAAGAAGGGCAGCAACCCCACGUCCGCCUCGGAUGACUCCAACGGGCUGGAGUGGGAGAACGACUUUGUCAGUGCCGAGAUGGACGACAACGGCAACUCUGAGUACUCCGGGUUUGUGAACCCUGUGUUAGAACUGUCGGAUUCUGCCAUCAAGCAGUCUGAUACAGACCAGCAGAUCCGAUAGGGUGAAACCGUGACCUUACUUACCAAAUGUUUAAAAACCAACUAGAAUGUACAGGUGGCAUGCCAAGGCUUUUUGUUAAGGCAGCAAAAAACCAUGUGACAAAUGCUUGUUUUCCUAGGAGCAGGAGUGGAGGGACAGCUGAGCGCUUCAGUCAGGUGUGAUCUUAACAUCUGCCUUCUUCGUCCCAGGACUGACUCAGUGAAUCUGACAUAUCACACAUUCAUGCCUUUCUGCUCACCUCGUCAAGUUCUGCAUCUUAAGUCUGUAUUGGUUUUACUCUGAUUGCUUUAUAGAACUAAAUCUGAAAGUAUUUUUUGUUACUUCUCAGCAUAUGUGCAGGCAGCAUGAGGAGGGAUGGGCGGGUUCCCCGGGAAGGCAGACCAUUCCCAGCAGCGUCUCCCUGGUUACUUUUACCUUUCAUGUCUACUUGGCGGCAGUAAUUGGAGAUGGCCCAAGCAUUGUGCUGAUGUGCGGGCUUCCUUACACACACACACACACACACACACACAUGCACACAUCCUAAGUCCUGCUUCACUCAAUCUGAGCAAGAGAUGACAGGAUUAAAGAUGCUUCCAAAGUUUGGAUACUUUGAGUUGGUAAUAAUUAAAACUAAUACAUAAAAAUGCAUAUUUAAAAUUUUUACUUCCUUUCACAUGCCAUUAUAUUGGCUUUGAAUUUAGAUUUUAAGUUUUCACUUUCUUUUUUAAAAAUUCUAUAUUUCCAGUGAAUGAUCUUUGAAAGAUUUUUACACAGAACAUAUUCUGUGAAUGAUUUAAGAAAACACUAAAAUACGGGUAUUUCAAAGUACACACACUCCUUUCUGAUUUGAAAGGUCCCGUUGGCUGUACCGCCCUUUCCUUUGCCUUGUAGUGCAAGGCGCUCUGUGGCUGGAACAAAUUAUGUUAGCGUAUUGACGACCUGUGUCUGAGUCUUAGAGAAGGCCAGGGCUGGGAAAUGUGUCCUGACUGCAGUCUUUGGCUGGGCUGAGGACUGACUGUCACUUUGGCAAGCACACUGUAUUCUGUCUCCCUUGCUGUUCCUCUCUCUUCGGCAGCGAUGGUGCAUGCUUUCAACAGUCCAGGACGGUCCAGGUAGAAAUAGUAGAGUUCUUGCUGUCCGUGAAAACUUAUGUGGGUGGCCCUUUCGAUAUCUGAACUGCUAUACAAUGACAUCUGUAAUUUUGUCAUUUUUAAAUCUCAUACAAAUAAAUAUACUUUGAUAUGUAAAUAUGCAUUAGGUUAUGCUAUUAUUUAUAUCUAUCUCAAGAUUUAAAUUGUAGGUGUGUCAUGGAAAUAAUUUAAAGGUACUCUAUAUUCACAUUGCCUGUGUUAAUGCUUUUUAAGGUUUAUAUUACAUCAGAUGUAUAUUUUUGGUUUGGCAUAAGCUACUGUUGUAAUUUUCUUGGCUUUUUGUUCAUAAAGAAUUUUCUGAAGGAAUGGUAACUUCUCAAGGAUUGUGAAUAAACAUUUUUACAUUUAAUGAUA